Gopherus evgoodei (Goodes thornscrub tortoise) is the source of this 1512-nucleotide messenger RNA. RefSeq names its product napsin A aspartic peptidase (gene NAPSA). Gene Ontology annotation, molecular function: aspartic-type endopeptidase activity. Gene Ontology annotation, biological process: proteolysis. The record is from RefSeq and is a predicted model, not a curated record. Lineage: Eukaryota; Metazoa; Chordata; Testudines; Testudinidae. The coding region runs from base 157 to 1512 and encodes 451 amino acids. The transcript has 9 exons. Gene Ontology annotation, cellular component: lysosome.
GGUGCUGCACCCCGGGAGGCCUGGGCCAAUCUGAGCCUGAGCCCCAGGGGCUCCCGGCCAAUCAGGCGCUGCACCCCAGGUGACCCAGCCAGUGGGAGGAGGCGGCUCCCAGGCCUGGGGACAGACGGUCUGACAGCCGCUGCCGUACCGGACGUGAUGGGGGCCCCAGGCUGGGCCACCCUCCUGCUGCUGGCGCUCGGCACCCAGGCACUGAUCCGGAUCCCCCUGCGGAAGUUCCCUUCGGUCCGGAGCAGGUUCCGCGGGCCGGGGCUCCCCAUUGCCAACCUGGGGGCUGGCAGGGGGCCCCACAGCCGCUCAGCUGGCCCCCAGCGUCUGCACAAUUACAUGGACGCCCAGUACUAUGGGGAGAUCGGGAUCGGGACGCCCCCCCAGCAGUUCAGCGUCGUCUUCGACACCGGCUCGUCCGACCUGUGGGUGCCUUCGGCCGGCUGCUGCCUCCUGCACCUGGCGUGCUGGGUGCACACUCGCUACCACUCGCUCUUCUCCUGCACCCACAAACGCAACCACACCAAGUUCUCCAUCCACUAUGGGACCGGCAGCCUGAACGGUUUCCUCAGCCAGGACACAAUCACCGUGUCCAACCUGACGGUGGAGAACCAGACGUUCGCUGAAGCCGUGGACCUGCCGGGGCUGGUGUUCGUGGCAGCCAAGUUCGACGGGAUCCUGGGGAUGGGGUACCCCAGCCUCUCGGUGCGCGGGGUCACCCCCGUCUUCGACAACAUGAUGGCGCAGGGGCUGCUGGACCAGAACGUCUUCUCCUUCCACCUUCGCAGGUCAGAGGGCUCGGCGGACGGGGGCGAGCUGCUGCUGGGGGGCACGGACCCGGAGCUGCAUGAGGGGGAGCUGCAUUAUGUGCCCGUGUCCCGCAAAGCCUACUGGCAGGUCAAGGUGGACAGGAUCCGGGUGAAGAAGGCCCAGGGGGAGCACCAGUGCAAGGGGCUGUCUCUCUGCCGGGGGGGCUGCCAGGCCAUUGUGGACACAGGCACCUCCCUCAUCGCGGGCCCCAGCAAGGAGAUCAAGAUGCUGCACAAGGCCCUGGGACCCUUCCACGCCCUCAAUGGGCAGUACCUGCUAGAUUGCGACCAGCUCUCAGGCCUGCCCGAGGUCUCCUUCGUGCUGGGUGGGAAGCCCUUCAGCCUGACGGGGGAGCAGUACGUGCUGAAGGUGACGCAGCUGGACAUCACCAUCUGCAUCAGCGGGUUCAUGGCCCUGGACGUGCCCGCCCCCGCCGGCCCCCUCUGGAUCUUGGGGGACGUCUUCCUGGGCCAGUACUACACGGUGUUCGACCGGGACCAGGACCGCGUGGGGCUGGCGCGGGCCAAGUCACCCCCUCCCCCAGCACCGCAAGAGACGCCCCCACCCAGCACCACGUCGAGCCCCAAAACCCACCCCCCAGCCCUGAGCACCCCCCAGCCCACGACUCACACCGGGGCCUCAGGAUGCCUGGGUUCCACCCACAGCUCCGGGACUGGAGGGGGGUCUAGUGGUUAG